Molecule: messenger RNA, 2262 nt
Organism: Danaus chrysippus (African queen)
Lineage: Eukaryota; Metazoa; Arthropoda; Insecta; Lepidoptera; Nymphalidae
Source: the annotation of a GenBank genome assembly
AUGUUAUAUGGUCAACCAACGUCUAUCUUUUGUAUAAUAGCUACUGAGUUUUGUGAAAGAUUUUCUUUUUGUGGUUUAAGAACUAUAUUAUCAUUAUAUUUACGAAACAUUCUAUGUCUUCAUGAGAAUGCUGCUACUGUGGUGUACCAUAUAUUUAUUAUGAUGUGUUAUACCAUGCCGCUGAUGGGAGCCGUAUUGGCAGAUAAUUUUAUUGGUAGAUAUCGGGUAAUACUUUAUUUUUCUGUAAUUUAUUUUAUUGGUACAAUAUUAAUAUGCUGUUCUGCGAUCCCACCGCUUUGUCUUCCAUCAACGUCAACGUCAAUGAUUGGUUUGGCUCUCAUAGCAACUGGAACUGGUGGUAUUAAACCAUGCGUUGCGGCAUUUGGUGGCGAUCAGUUUCGCUUGCCCAAGGACACAGAAAGGUUGCAGCGUUUCUUCUCAACUUUUUACUGUACCGUUAACUUUGGAGGGUUUAUGGGUAUGGUGGUGACUCCGGCUCUUCGCAGAAGCUACAUGUGCUUUGGGGACGAUGCUUGUUACGCUCUUGGAUUUGGUUUUCCGGCUGUUUUAGUUCUCUUAUCCAUCAUUAUAUUUGUGAUGGGGAAACCAUGGUACAGAAUAAAAAAACCACGGGAUAAUAUUACCAUAAAAUUUGUUUCUUGUGCCUGGUAUGCUUUCAAAAGGCGAUUAAGAUACGAUAAAAAUAUAGAUGGUCCCCCUCAUAAACAUUGGUUGGAUUAUUCAAUCGAUAAAUAUGGAGCCAAGCUGGUUUCUGAUAUGAAGGUGGUGUUCUCUAUUUUGUAUUUGUAUCUCCCUGUGCCGAUUUAUUGGUCUUUAUUUGAUCAACAAGGUUCGCGUUGGACAUUCCAAGCUUCUAGAUUAAAAAGUGAAGUACUCGGAAUAACUCUGAUGCCUGAUCAAUUGCAAGUAAUGAAUCCUGCCAUGGUGUUACUGAUGAUCCCUGUGUGUCCCGGUGGAGCCUGGCCCUUGUUGCCAGACCUGGGGCCUUUACAUAAGAUGUUCGCUGGCGGCAUUCUGGCUGCAAUGGCCUUUGUGUGUGCUGGUAUUUUGCAAAUAAGUAUUGAGCGUUCUACACUUCAAGUACCAGGACACCAGCAGACUGGGAUAAUCAUAAUGAACACUCUCGAUUGUCCUGUUGAUAUCGCGGUCAGUGGAGAGGGUAUGGCUCGUGUUGAUAUUCACGGUACAGCGCUGAUGACACCGCUACUAAGUCGGACUUAUGGUAUUGUGGUGUCCUGUCCUCGUGAUUGUGCCGGCAGAAUAAUGAAGAAACAUAAUUUUGAAACUAAAUUAAAGACCGUUUCUGAAAUGUUUAUGCCAAUUAUCGUCGGUCAAAAUUCAGAUGAUGAAAUAUCCUUAUAUUUUAUGGAUCCCGGGCCUUAUAUAAAAUCAAUGACAGGGAAACCGAAAUUAAAGGUCGUGUAUGUUGGAGAUACAGGUCCUAAUAAGAAUGUUUCGAUAUGCGUUGAAACGGAAAAACGUUUGAAUGAUAUUUAUUACGUAUCAGACUCCCCUAUCGAUCAUAUCGGAGAGUCUGCUUACAUGUGCCUACAAACAGGAAAGUUUACUUGGCGUGUCGAUAGUACAGGGGGUGAGGUGUCGGGUGCGGGGGAGGGCUAUCUGCGGACUGGAGGUGUUUAUGUUUUAUGUCUGAGGGAGCGACUAGGCCGGUUGGAUACAGCUGUGCUCCAUGCACCAAAUCCACCUAAUGAACUACACCUGGCGUGGAUCGUUCCCCAAUACUUGCUUGUGUCGAUGGCGGAGAUCAUGUUCGCGGUUUCCGGUCUUGAGUUUUCUUUUACACAAGCUCCGAAGAGUAUGAAGACCAUUACAAUCGCAACUUGGUACAUGUCAGUGGCUAUUGGUAAUCUAAUUGUAAUUCUAGUGGCUCAAACAAAAAUUUUUGAAUCAAGGGCUACCGAAUUCUUUGUAUAUGCAGGCGUGCUAACGGGUGCUAUGUUGAUAUUCCUAUGGAUGGCACAGGGCUAUUGUUCUAGAACAAUGGAAGAAGACGGAUCCUCCACUGAGAGCCGCCCUUUAUUGCAAAAGCAUUCCAGGAUAAUAUCAAUACACUCUAUGUCUACAAGGAGUACAGCGUACAGUGCUCCUGGAAGUGGUGCAGCAUCUUGUUUGGGGCUCAUGGAGAAGACGGAGGCUGCUGCGUGGCCCUCUCAUGGCCUCAUUCACGUAGCGACACCCAGCACUAGCGACAUCAAAGCAACAACUCUUGCAAAAGAUUAA